Protomyces lactucae-debilis is the source of this 1520-nucleotide messenger RNA. RefSeq lists its product as uncharacterized. The record is from RefSeq and is a predicted model, not a curated record. The transcript has a single exon. Lineage: Eukaryota; Fungi; Ascomycota; Taphrinomycetes; Taphrinales; Protomycetaceae. The annotation marks the transcript as partial.
UGAAAAUGGCAUUAGCAGCCAUGUCUGAAGCUUGGCAAGGAGACUAGCUUCGUAUUUCUUUUAUAGCUUCCGGCCAGGAGACAGCCAGCUCACUGCUUAGACCCGGUAUAUUGGAAGUCCCUGAGAGUGACAAAUAGAACAGGAGGAGGAGCUUAAGCAAUAGCUCAUUUACUGGCGCAUUGAGCACACGGCUGAAGCCUGAAUGUGUUGGUGGCUUGGGUUGUAUGGAGUCAGACCUGUCGCGCGUUUUUGUUUUGGCGCCCAACAACACACAAGUACAAGAACACGCCCUCUUGCUCUUGUAGACAGGCAGUGGCAGGGUCCUAUGGCUGGAGAGGAGGAUGAAGAUGAUUGGGGCGAGAUUGACUUUUCAAGUCUCAGGCAGUCCAUCAGUAAAGAAAGGCAUCUACCAUCAACACACGCGCGCGACACGAGCACCGCAAGCAGUGGGCGUGGCUUCAUCGCUCUAGAUGAACUCUCCAUGCACAGUGACAAGAGUCAAGCCACGUCACUUGACAAGGACGCGACGAUCCGGUCGAAUUCUGCACGUCACGGGCCGGGCUCCAUGGGUGUACAAACGCUACCUAAACCACCCGUCAAUCGCACAGUACCGCGUCCACUACCUAGCUCUGCUGGCAACGACAGAGUACACCACAUUGCAAAGACUGCAGCUCCCAGUCGUGUGUCUCUUCCGACACGUGUCCUGUCGCGCUAUUCAGAAACGGCAGACGAUGAUGUCGAUUUCGACUGCCUCGAUGUCGUCAGUACGCCCAAGAAUGAACGUGCUCGUCGUGUACAAGAUAGGUUGAGACAAGGCCUGCAACCACGAAGACAUAUCCCUACACCAUCAGAUCUUGGUCGCAUUUCUGCAUGGCAAGCGGAUGAGCAAGGUGUGGGCAAGGAGGAGUCCUUUGAUGAGGACUUUGAGUUGCCUGAACAUCUCGUCUUGGAUAAAGGUCAUCUCAUCACCAACAAGCUACGGUCGCGUGCCCUCGAGACUGAUGAGUGGGAUGAGCCGUCGCAUCCACAACGGCACAAGACACACCCUAGAUCCGGUCAUGGUCGCGAAUCAACAGGAUCCAGCAGUUUCUCCCUAUCUGUCACGUCCACCGUUGACUCUGAAGACGUCACAGACGGACUUGAGCUGCCCGAUGUUCAAGUUGACUUGCGUAAACGAUUCAAGGACAAUACCGAUCGUCGCGCUGCAGGGGAAACGCUGCGUGGUCUCUCCACUGCGCAUUCAGCACAUGAAAGUAUGCUCCAGGGACUCGUACUCGAUGCAGACAUGUUUGUGUCUGCACCAGGAAUCAAGCAUGCCAAUGUCAGGCGGGGCAUCGCUUCCAGCCCGAGCGCACUGCAUUCUACCGUUAGGCCUUCAGGAACGCUCAAAGCACGUCUCCCUAUACCUGCCUUUGGGACGGAUGACUCGAUGCGCGCAGACAACUCUAUGCGACAAGAGUCAACAACAAAGACGCGUCGCUCUACAAGCCAUCACAGCACUGAAAAGCAGCCACGUCAAG